Molecule: messenger RNA, 2061 nt
Organism: Polyodon spathula (Mississippi paddlefish)
Lineage: Eukaryota; Metazoa; Chordata; Actinopteri; Acipenseriformes; Polyodontidae
Gene: mex3a
Product: mex-3 RNA binding family member A
Exons: 2
Coding region: 435-2027 (530 amino acids)
Molecular function (GO): RNA binding
Source: RefSeq, a predicted model, not a curated record
UACCCCCCUCAUCCCUUGUGUGCUUGUGUUCUGGAUUGCGUGAUAAAUGUGUGCGCUUAAGUUUGAAACCCAGCUGACCUCGCCGCCCCAUAUAAUGUUAUGUCAUGUUUAGUGCUGGUGUCUGUUUGUGGAGGAGCGUUGCAGCCUCUGCCCUCGCCAUCUGGGAGACCCGUUACUGAGGAACUGGGGCAGACGAGGGGAGACGGUGUUAUUCGGAGGGGGUUAGGAAGAUGAAGGAGGGGAUGGGAGGUGCGUUUUUGUAACAGAGACAGCGAGCGAGGAAUGAGGUGCGCUGCCCGCCGCGGAGCGCAGUGACGAGCACACACAGGCGGGCAGCGCCGGGGAAUGGGAGGCUGAGCCCGGGGUCACAGGAGAGAGGCAGGGUGGAGCCAGCAGCGGCGGCCGGGACCGCCAGACAGACGGCGCAUAACUGAAUGCAGCAGAAGAGCCGAGACGAAAGAAAGAAAACAAGCGAAGGGAGAGAAAGAGAGAAGGAGGUUGGGCCGGAGGAGGGGCUACGGGAGAGUGGGGACUGCGAGAAGGAGGGGGGGCGGCAGAGGGUGCCGUUGUUCAGUCUGUCUCCAGUCUCUUUGUUUCAGACUCGUCUUUUGUUAGUCAUGCCGAGUUUGUUGGUUUUAGCAGGGAUCAUGAAGAAGAAUGGGGGCUACGGCGGGGCUCUGACCGGCUCCGGAUUUGGGACCGAGGGGCUGCUAGUGCCGCCGGACGAGGAGGAGGACUCCCGUGCCCUGAGGGUCGCGCUGGGCCAGCUGUCGCUCCUGGGGAUCGGGGACACCGACGACGACAGCGGCGGAGGUCCGGGGGGCACCAGGGCACAGGAUCGCAGUAAUAACAACAACCACACCGGCGGCGGAGGAAACGGCUGCGGGGAAACCGGGCUUUUGUCAGGGAAGAGCAAGUUAUGCGCCCUGUACGAAGCAGGGUCCGGUGAAUGCAAAGGAAGGGGCUGCAACAUUACCGAGUGCGUCCCGGUGCCCAGCUCCGAGCAUGUGGCCGAAAUAGUCGGCAGACAAGGUUGCAAGAUCAAAGCUCUCCGCGCCAAAACCAACACCUACAUCAAGACCCCGGUGCGCGGAGAGGAGCCUGUGUUUCUGAUCACCGGCAGGAAGGAGGAUGUGGCCCUGGCCAGGCGUGAGAUCAUCUCUGCGGCCGAGCACUUCUCCAUGCUUCGGGCCUCUCGCAACAAGCUGGGGGUGAGCUUCGCCGGCUCCCCGCCCAGCAUGCCGGGCCAGACCACCAUCCAGGUGCGUGUGCCCUACAGGGUGGUGGGGCUGGUGGUGGGGCCCAAGGGAUCCACCAUCAAACGCAUCCAGCAGCAGACCUGCACCUACAUCGUGACCCCCAGCCGGGACAGAGACCCAGUCUUCGAGAUCACAGGCUCCCCAGGGAACGCGGAGCGCGCCAAGGAGGAGAUCGAAUCCCACAUCGCCUUCCGCACUGGGGGCCUUCACGAUCCCAACAACGAGAACGACUGCCUGCUGGAGAACCGACUGCACCAAGUGUGGGGGCUCCAGGGAAACCGCGGCAGCUACCGGCAAGACAGCGGCCUCCCCGACCCCCUGUACAGCGAGGACCCCGCCGAGCUCGCCAGCGACAGGUCUUAUUACAACUCCAGCGACUGCUGGGGAGACCCAGAGUACCCCAAAGCAGUGGCCUUCUACCCCCAGCAGCGCUCAAAGAGCUUCGGAGGCCUGCCCCUGGCCCUGGGAUUGCAGGAUCCGUGCGGCGCCGUCGGCACUCCCUCUGCGGGGCACGCCCAGGCCCGGCGGGCGCACAGCGAGCCCUUCCCCAGCCGGCUGGGUCCCUCCCCGGGCUUGCCGGUGCCGGGCUCCCCCCCCAGUGUGCGGGACUGCAUGACCUGCUUCGAGAGCAAGGUAACCGCGGCCCUGGUGCCCUGCGGGCACAACCUGUUCUGCAUGGAGUGUGCCAUCCGAAUCUGCGAGCUGGCACACCCCGAGUGCCCUGUGUGCCACACGCUGGUCACACAGGCCAUUCGGAUAUUUUCUUAAUUUCGUUUCUUAUUAUUGUUUUUUUUUUUUUUUU